AAUCUCUCCGAGGUGUUACCAUUUAUCUAAUAUAGCAGAAGUCAACAGGCGCAUUUAGAUAAGUCUAAGAAAUUUUCAGGGCUCGAACCCUUUGAAAAGUUUAGCUCAUUUUAUCCACAAAUGACAGUGUCUCCGAAAAUGAAAUGAAGAAUAAAUGUGACUACCCCUUCCCAAGAUGCGGCAGUCCGUUACGGGACCCCCUUCUUUUAUUAAGUGACCGUGACGGCGGGAAGAGCCACAACGGGAGCAGGCGUGAGACAGGAUCACCAGGUGGCGGAUCCACCUUAAGAGAGUCGGGCUGGAGACGCUUGGUCACGUGACGCGAUUCCUGGAAAGUUCCUGGAAAGCGGCCUUUGUAUUUAGCAGGGCUCGGGUGAGCUGCUUCUCAUACGGAUUGGAUUAAAACAAAAACACGCGCAGACGUACGUGUUUGCAAAACGUUACAGAAAGCUAAGAUCUACAGUCCAGAAAAUGCAUUUUGUCCACUUCUGCGUUCGUUUCGACAACAUUUACGCUUCAAUGGGACUUUUCAAUUUUAGCAGCGCGGCGUCUUUUAUUUCUGUCCCCCGGGUCUGAAGUGGUAGUGGAAUUCUGGUAGGAUUCAAAAGCAAAUCUCAUUGAAGGGGUGCUGUGGUUUCGGGACAGGGGGCGUGGGCAGGUGGUGGUGGGGGGUCACUCUUCGUCUUUCAGUCUGUAGCACUCCACCAAUAGUAGCAUUUCACUGGUUGCCAAGAGGUGUGAUUUUGGGGAAACGUUUUUUUCCUGCUGUGACAGUAAACAAAGCGAGAAAGGGGUAAAAAAAUCACUUGUGAAGUCACACAUCCCGACCUCCCUUGAAUUUUCGUCUCCCACUCAAUUGACACGCUGCGCCCAUAGGUGCUGGACGUGGAUCCAGCUACUGGCGCUCUAGGCACCGACUGCUACGACUCUCUCUUUUCCUCUCCGUUCUUUGGAAAGCGUGGGUAAAAUGGAAGCAGGUAGAAGUUCUGUUGUUCGUGAACCUGGACGGUGGCGGUAAGAGGGACAGCUCAUAUUCUACUUUUCUGUCUCCCCGAGAACACCUUGGCGGCCCAACCCGUACUUGGAUGUAUAGUGGAAUCAUUUCAAAUGACUUGUCAUUCAUCAGAUUCAACAGAAGCCAUAGACAAUGAAAGGAGGUCUGAAACUGAAUCCAGAGCAGUAGAUUCAGAUCAGAACCGCAUUGCAGCAGCCAUGAGAGAGCUGAGAAGCACAGGUUGGUACUGGGGUAGUCUGACUGCCACUGAAGCCAAAGAGAUAUUACAGAAUACAACAGAAGGAACAUUUCUGAUUAGGGACAGCUCUCAGACGAACUACUUGUUUACAAUUUCUGCAAAAACAUCAGUGGGACCAACAAACUUGCGCAUAGAGUACAGGGAUGGCAAGUUCAAGCUGGACUCGGUGGUGUUUAUCAAGCCCAAACUCAAGCAGUUUGAAAGUGUGGUUAAUCUUGUGCAACAUUAUGUGUUUUUGUCCAGUGCUUCAAAAAGUUCAGAGUCUUUACUGCCUAAUGGAACAGUGCAACUGCUAUUGAUCAAGCCAGUUUAUAUGUCCACUCCAUCCCUGCAACAUCUGUGCAGGCUCUCCAUUAACAAAUCUACUAAGAAGAUUGAGGAGCUGCCCCUCCCUAAUCGAUUGAAGCAGUAUUUGACAGAGUACACUUACUGUGUAUGAACUGUAUGAAUUAAGUUGCACAUACAGCAUCAUAACAAGAACUUUGUACCAAAUGCUUAAGCACUUUUAUUUACUGUAACAAUACUUUAACAAUCCAGUUUAAUUGUUAUCAUAUCUACGAACAUUUAAGUGUACACUAUGAAAAAUCUUAAGGAACAACAUUUGUUUUGUUUUUUUUUUCAAUUGAUGUAUUAUAGGUCCUGUUUAAUGAAACUUGACUAUUUUUUCCAUGGGACCUGUAACCUUCAGUUUGAAUGGAUGUUCCUUUAACAAUAUCUAUAAAUAGUUGCACUACAGUACUGUUAUUUUGCUCUCUGGCCCAAUUUUUAAAAUAAUGCCAAAUUGUAAGAGCAGCUGUUGCCAGAGCAGUCUUUAUCUUGAAAAGUGCACAUUUUUUGUAUGUGUUUAUUGCAGUGGUGUAUGUCAUGCCUCCAAAAUAUUUUGAAGAGAUGUUAGUUUCCUAAUAAAAGUUGUCAUACAAAUUU
This is a messenger RNA of Polypterus senegalus (gray bichir), 2177 nucleotides long. RefSeq names its product suppressor of cytokine signaling 2 (gene socs2). NCBI's taxonomy places the organism in Eukaryota, Metazoa, Chordata, Cladistia, Polypteriformes, Polypteridae. Gene Ontology annotation, molecular function: 1-phosphatidylinositol-3-kinase regulator activity. Gene Ontology annotation, cellular component: phosphatidylinositol 3-kinase complex. The transcript is spliced from 3 exons. The coding region runs from base 1108 to 1692 and encodes 194 amino acids. The record is from RefSeq and is a predicted model, not a curated record. Gene Ontology annotation, biological process: phosphatidylinositol phosphate biosynthetic process; intracellular signal transduction.